Molecule: messenger RNA, 2840 nt
Organism: Austrofundulus limnaeus
Lineage: Eukaryota; Metazoa; Chordata; Actinopteri; Cyprinodontiformes; Rivulidae
Gene: fastkd1
Product: FAST kinase domains 1
Exons: 15
Coding region: 134-2623 (829 amino acids)
Biological process (GO): mitochondrial RNA processing; regulation of mitochondrial mRNA stability
Cellular component (GO): mitochondrial matrix; ribonucleoprotein granule
Molecular function (GO): RNA binding
Source: RefSeq, a predicted model, not a curated record
CUGCAGCUCGCGACCAUGGAGAUAUAAACAGCUUUUUAUAAGGACCUUGUUGUGGUGGGCUCAGCCUGCCUGUGUUCUGACACUGAGCCUGGACAGCGAUCACUAGUGAAUUGAAGACCUCAGAUGUGUGAGGAUGUUUCGACUGCAGUGUGUGAACCCCUGCCUCAGAAGGCUGCUCCAUCUGGGUGCAGUAAACAGAGACCAGGUCCUGGAGAGACUGCAGAUUUGCUCCGUCGAAGACCAGGUGUUUGACGUGGUGAGCAAGAACAAAACCAAGCUGACUGUGGACCAUGUGACCUGUGCUGUCAGGAUGCUGUUCAAGUUUCAGAGAAAGAGACCUGAAAUGCUCAGGACCUUCAACCUCACCAAGAGUCACCCACAGUUCUUCGCACUCCAGGUUCUGGCAGAGAACAAAAUCACUCUAAUGGACGAUUUAACUUUGGUGGACAUGCUUAAUAUUUUCCGUAGGCUGAAAGUGGAACAACACGAGUCUGUGGUGCAGCAGAUUUUUUCAGAAGCAUGGCAGAGAAUAGACGGACUGCCAAUGUCGUCUCUAUCCAUGUUUGCUGUCUGUUUAACUUACCUGAAGCUUCAGAAAAGUCCUCUAAUGGGUCAAAUCACCAGCAUUUUGGAUCAGAAGUUGUCAACKAUCGAUGAAGCCAAGACGCUCACCUCUCUGAUGAUGAGCGUGUCGUACCUCGUGUCUCCCCGGCUGCGGGAUGCUCUGAUCGUCAGGGCCAAACAACUCCUGGGCACCAUAGGUACCUCGGACUGCACUAUCCCGCUGCGGGUGCUGAAUUUCAUGCACAACCAAAAGUACGUAGACUGGCCGCUGCUGGAGACGUGCAACGAGAUCUUCCUGCACAACAUCUCCAGUCUGAAUGCAGAGGCCAUCAGCAACAUCCUGGGUUUGUAUAGGUCCCUCCAGUUCACCAACUGCGACUUCAUGCUGGCAGCUAAAGAGAGGCUGAUUGAGCUGAUGCACACCAGCACCGACCCGUCCUCCUUCUCCAAGCUGUUUGUUUCUCUGGCUCCCAUUGCCAGCAUGGAGGUCAGAGAAAGAUUGGAGAGCAUGACCCUCUUGCUGGCAGAUGAGUUCAAUGCCCAACAAGCCAUGGUUAUAACAGAAGCACUGGGGGGAAUUCAAAGUAGAAACCUCAGUUUAUUGAACAAAAUUCUAUCAGUAAUUCAAAAGAACCUUCGUGUCUAUAAGUCRUCGGAGGUGGUCAGAAUCACUCAGGCCCUGAUGCUGUUGAAGUAUCAGAACUCAGAGCUCUUUGCAAUGUUAAGAAAAGUUUUGCUCAGCUUUUUGCAGAGCAGUUUCUACCCGUACGAGGUGUCCGUGCUGACCAAGUUUCUGUCCGUGCUGCCCUCUCCACGGCUCAAAGAAGGCAUGGUCUUGCAGCUAGACAAGGUGAUCGCGCAGAACAACCUCCGCUCGCUCACCACAAUCGCAUUUGCCAUUUUCAAAUAUAUCCGGAACGACCCCUCUUACCUCSACAACACCCCCAGCAAAUACAUCCRCCUGCUGCAGAGGAUGAGCCAGUGCGGCUGCAAGAGGCUGCAGACCGCUGACCAGCUGGACUUGGUGCUGGGCGAGCUGAAAUACGUCUCUGGGGAGUGGUUUGAGGACAUGCUGCUCGUGGACAGCAUCGCCACGCUCAGUCGGAUGAUCGAUCAGAUCAACUGGAACAACAUGCCGGAGCUGGCCGUCUUCCUCACCAGAAUUAACUACCUUCACCGUCCUCUGUUGGACAGAAUUGCCAGUGUGGCCAUGGAACACAUUGACAAGAUCCACUUUUCAGCAAUAUGUGACAUCCUGCUGCCUUUUUCUGUCAUGAACUACGAGCCGGCGCAGGCGGACGAGCUCUACAAUGCUUGUAUUAACCGUUUCAUGCCUCACAUGAGCUCCAUUGACCCACAUUUGCUGGUCCACCUGGCACAUGUCUUGGCAUUAGAUAGUCGUUUUCCUGAAGAGCUAGUUCGAGAAAUCUUCUGCAUUGAUUUUCUGGGGAAACUUAACUCCCAGCUGGAAUGCCUGUCCAAUGACAGUAACAAGCUGACGCGACAGCGACUCAUGGAACUCAAUCGGAUCCUGUGCCUCGAGUGUCCCGAGUUUCAGGUACCCUGGUUCCACAAGCAAUACUGCCAGCAGCUGACAAAGAAAGAGAACUUCACCGUCGGUCCUGUGAAAAAACAAAUCCACAAAAUGCUGGGGGAAAUUCUCGGUGGAAUUAACUUUGUUAAAGUAGCGGUUGUCACACCAUAUUAUUACACUGUAGACUUCGAAUGCGAACUGGACAAACACUUGCAGCCGCCACAUUACUCGGAGCCAAGCAGCCUGCAGAUCUCAAGCAAAGGAAAUGUUUUCAUGCCCAGGACACUGAAAGACAACCGAGACGACCUGCCACCAGGAGCUCAGCGCGUUGUUGUCGACUUUCUUGGUUCAAGGGACUCCUGCAAAAACUGUCAUCAUGUGAAAAGUAAUGCUUUAAUAAAAAAGAGACACCUUGAAAUUAUGGGGUAUCGUGUUGUUCAGAUUCCUCACUUUGAGUGGAGUUCCAUGGAGCUUUCAGCGUACGGUUCAAAGAAGGAUUAUCUCCAAAAGAAGAUACUUGGAUAGCUUUUCAGUAUAUUUGCAGGAUGGUGACAGAAAUGUUACAUUCACCACUCAAGGUUUCAGUACUCUGAUUAGAAUUAGGUUUUUAAUACAUAACAUGCUCAUUUUUAGAUAAAAAUGUAUAAUCUUUACUUGGAAUGAAUAUACCUCAUUCAUGUUAAGUUGUUUAAUGUGUACUUUUGUAUUAAAAAACUUAUUUAAAUAAAACAUUAAAGCUGGA